CACGAUCGUCUCUCUCUUUUCUAUAGUCAGAUCAGGCUAGGGAACGAUUGGAGGAUCGUAUACCGGUCGAGUCGUGACAGUGGGGACAGGUGACGAGAGAAGUAUCGUGUAAAGUAGCGGGAUCUUACGGUUCGAUCUGUAAAUCCCUCCAUCACGUUUGACGAUUUGUUCGGUGAAAGUGAACGUUGUUCGGUUUCGGUCACACACAGUUCCCCCCCGCAGUAGUAACGUUCGAUUUCUUUUCUCGUGGUGUGAGCGCGAACCGUGUGCCGGCUUGUGUGUCACGUUUGCGUGUCCGUGUGCUGCUGUGUGCGUAGUGCUCGUUUCCCUCUGAGCAGAAGAAAACGACAUGAUGUUGGAACACGAAAACGACACUAGGGUGAGGUUAAGGAGGACGAAAAGCGUCACGAGGGCCGAGGAGAUUCAAAAGGCCGAGAUGAUGAUGCGCCAAUCACAGCCGGACAAGCCAUGUCAUCGUCCUAAAGAUAGUCUGUUCUCAUGGAGCUCCGGCUUCGACAACUUCACGGGAUUCGUCAACUGGGGCUUCCUGUUGUUGGGCAUCGGCGGAAUCCGAUUGCUCCUCGAAAAUUUCAUAAAGUACGGGCUCAGAGUGGAUCCGAGUCAAUGGAUUCUGUUCCUCAGCGGCAAAGUCGAGGGCAGCGAGGAGUACCCGUCGAUUCUGCUCGUCAUCUAUUCGAAUGUGCCAAUUGUGAUGUGUCUGCUGAUCGAGAAGGGACUAUCCGUGGAUAUCAUAGCUCACGGGCCAGGAAUGGUGUUCCACGUCGUAAACCUCAUCGUGAUGAUACUGAUACCGAUGGUGGUCAUCCAAGUGAAGGAUACCGGAUUCAGCCUGUUCGGCGGGGUGUACGUGUGUAUGUUGUACGCCGUCCUGUUCCUUAAGCUAUGGGCGUAUGUGCAAGUGAACAUGUGGUGUCGCAGGAGCAAUCAGAGAAAGGCAACGAAGCAGGGCAGAAUACGACGGCAGUCUCUGUCGUGCAACAAUCUGCAACUGGGUGUCGUCAACGACUCGGAGCAAAACGUAGACGGCACGGCCUUGGUGCAAUAUCCGGACAACUUGAGUCUCUCUGAUCUUUACUACUACGUCCUGGCGCCUACCCUCUGCUACGAACUGAAUUUCCCUCGAUCACAAAGAAUUCGCAAAAGAUUUCUGAUUAAACGAAUCAUUGAGGUGGUGGUCGGCUGCCAAGUGAUGAUGUCGCUGUUCCAACAAUGGAUGAUCCCGUCGGUGAAGAACUCCCUGGUACCGUUCAGCAACAUGGACGUGGCGAAGGCCUCCGAGCGGUUGCUGAAACUAGCCAUACCAAAUCAUCUAAUCUGGCUCUGUUUCUUCUACCUGCUGUACCAUUCGGCCCUGAACAUGACCGGUGAACUGUUGUAUUUCGCCGAUCGGAAUUUCUACAACGACUGGUGGAACGCCCCUAACAUCGAGGUUUUCUGGAGAACGUGGAACGUGCCUGUGCAUCGAUGGGCCCUGCGACACCUGUACAUACCGGCCAUCGAGAUGGGAUACAGCAAAUCGGUAGCCUCGGCCACCGUGUUCUUCAUUAGCGCCUUCUUUCACGAGUAUCUGGUCAGCGUGCCGUUGAAGACCUUCAGGACGUGGGCGUUCAUGGGAAUGAUGGCUCAGAUACCAUUAUCAAUGAUAAGUAAGGCUGUGGAGAAGCAUUGUGGCGCCAGAUGGGGCAAUAUCCUGGUGUGGGCGAGUCUCAUUAUCGGACAACCACUUUGCAUAAUGAUGUAUUAUCACGAUUACGUGAUGACUCACUUGGGCGAGAUACUGGCCGAGGAUUACGACGUGGUAUAG
Molecule: messenger RNA, 1825 nt
Organism: Habropoda laboriosa
Lineage: Eukaryota; Metazoa; Arthropoda; Insecta; Hymenoptera; Apidae
Gene: mdy
Product: diacylglycerol O-acyltransferase 1
Exons: 13
Coding region: 350-1825 (491 amino acids)
Biological process (GO): triglyceride biosynthetic process
Cellular component (GO): endoplasmic reticulum membrane
Molecular function (GO): diacylglycerol O-acyltransferase activity
Source: RefSeq, a predicted model, not a curated record